AAUGUUUCAAGGAACAACGUCAAGUGACAUCAACUCCAGAGAGGUUCCAUCCAUUGAACCAGAUGAUGAAUACAAGCAGAUGGAGAAAGCAGAUGGAGAAGCGUCAUCUUCAGCGGAGACAAGUACAACGAAAACAAGUAAAUGGUCCCAGUUUUGGAAACAUGGAAAAACCAAAGUGAAAAAAAUUAAACAGCCAAAAAAGAUCGACGAUCCCAACGAAAACGAGGAAACAACGACCAAACACAAGACCUCCAAAUUCAAAUUCUUAAAAAAAACAACGAAUGGAAAAAGAAAAUCAAAAGCAACUUCUUCAGAAGAGCAAAACAUCGCAGCAGUUACACCAAGUGAUCUUUACAAGAAAAAAAACGCUUCCGCCACAAGAAGCCAAUAA
Messenger RNA from Dendronephthya gigantea, 391 nucleotides. RefSeq lists its product as uncharacterized. NCBI's taxonomy places the organism in Eukaryota, Metazoa, Cnidaria, Anthozoa, Malacalcyonacea, Nephtheidae. The transcript is spliced from 2 exons. Bases 2 to 391 code for a protein of 129 amino acids. The record is from RefSeq and is a predicted model, not a curated record.